UGAGGAUGUACGUGCGUCCGUCUCUCCAUGCCACGACUAGCUAUUUCGUUCCAUCUUGUGAAAAAGUGAAGCCGAGGAGCAGUAUUACGGUACUGCUGACAGUAGGCCUUCGAGGCUUGCUGGUUCUCGCCUAGUAUUUAUCCGUGUAUGUCAGCGGUUGGCGGUGCUGGGACUGACUAGCCCUCUGCCUGUGGACUAAGCGGGCUUGCAUCAUGAUCCAAAUCUUCUCUGAUAAAGUGGACACCUUUGGGAUAUCUCGCGAGAGCGGUGGCGUGGCUGGCUGGCAGUAGGGUGCAGUAGACAGAGGGAGAAGGCAGGCAGGCAGCAUCAUGGCGGACAGAGACAGUGGAAGUGAGCAGGGAGGAGCAGCCACGGGCCCGGGUGUCGGUUCCAUGCACCCAGUGACAGGAGGGGCGGGCUCGGCUUCCGGGCUGCAGCACGAGACGCAAGAGCUCGCUUCGAAACGGGUUGACAUUCAGAACAAACGUUUCUAUCUGGACGUAAAGCAAAACGCGAAGGGCCGCUUCUUGAAGAUAGCUGAAGUCGGGGCUGGGGGAAACAAGAGCCGCCUCACUCUCUCUAUGUCAGUUGCUGUCGAGUUCCGUGACUACCUGGGGGAUUUCAUCGAACAUUAUGCCCAAUUGGGUCCUAGCAAUCCUAGCGCGGCGCAGGAUGAACCGUGGCGCGCGCUAAAGAGCGAGUUCCUGGUAAGAGAAAAUCGGAAAUACUACAUGGACCUGAAAGAGAAUCAGAGAGGCCGGUUCCUAAGAAUUCGACAAACGGUGAACCGGGGGCCCGGAUUGGGAUCCACGCAAGGCCAGACGAUUGCUCUUCCUGCACAAGGACUUAUUGAGUUUCGCGACGCUUUGGCUAAACUCAUUGAUGACUAUGGAGUUGAGGACGAGCCUGCAGAGUUGCCAGAGGGAACCUCUUUGACUGUGGACAACAAACGGUUCUUCUUUGACGUGGGCUCGAACAAGUAUGGAGUGUUUAUGAGGGUAAGCGAGGUGAAACCUACGUACCGUAACUCUAUCACGGUGCCCUACAAAGUGUGGUCCAAAUUCGGAAACACUUUUUGUAAAUAUGCAGAGGAGAUGAAAAAAAUCCAGGAGAAACAGCGCGAGAAGAGGGCAUGCGAGCUGCAGCAACAGCAGGAAGAAAUGCAUGCCGAUGAUGGAGACGAGGAUUGAUAAACAGUGAGAAUACCUGCAACAUUAAUCAAAAUAACAAGAUAAAUUAUAAUUAAAACUUUACUGUAAAAAGAAAGAAACCUAAAGAUUUAACUGUAACUGUUUAACUCCAAGGGAGCACCACCCACAGAAAUCACUUCUCCACAGACUGACAGUUGCGACUCUAUGUCACCCAUCGCUGGAUGUUACCCACGUAAUCCACCAUUAAUACAGUAAGCGGCUGCUAAACAAAGUAAUAACAUUAUAUAUGAACCGUGUUUCCUACUUGAUUACAGAUGAUAAAGAACUUGAGUGUUUAUUUCCCCUUAUUAACCAAGAACUUUUCUACACGUUCAAGCUAUUACAAAAAAGGUGUUUGCGAUGUUCAAAUAGAAUUGUUGCCGAGAAAGGAGAAACAAGACCUUUUCUUGUGAGCUAAUGACUUCAGCACAAAUCAGAAAUGUUAGUUUUAUUGUCUUUAUUCUCUUUUGUUUCUUUUGAACCAAAACUUUAAACCCUUUUCAGAAGGUUGUCAUGUUUACCACCACAGGUUUCACCUGAGGGCUAGGGGUUAAAAUGUCAUGCAAACAUUCUGCCUGUCAAAGGUAGCCCACAACAAGCCAAUCCAUAGAAGGGAUCAAGUGCUUUGCAGUAUGCAUUGCACAGAUAUCACAGCUGACCGGUUGGUGGAUCUCAAAAUGAAGACCUUUCAAAAAAGGCUUAUUAAUAUUAUUAAUGUAUGUUUUAUCAACUUCUGUCAUGCUGAUCAUUGUUCUGUAUUCUGUGUCUGGUUGUCAUGCAAUGUGUAUGGGUAAGGUAGACAAGGCCUACCUGAUUUACCUUAAGGAAGUGCAGUGAUUACAUGCAGCAAUGACAUGGGUGCUUAAAGGUACAGUCUGCGAUUUGGUUUCAGUUUCUCCCAAAGGAUGUUGCUAUUUGACCCCAGCAGCCAAUAGAUUUUUACCUCUUCUCUUCUGUGCUCCUCUGAAGCACCUUACCGAUUGGCCAGGAUUGUUUAUGGCUCGGUUCGAGCCACCAUGUUUGUUUCCCUUUGGCAGAGCCGUGGCUGUAGACAGCCAAUCAGACAGCCACAGGAUAGAGAGUAGCAGUUCCCAAAAUUUGACUCAAAACUAAAGGUGUGUUGGAUGAGAAACGUGGACUGUAUCUUUGGUAAUAUAUUUGUAAUAUAGACUUUUCAACCCUCCUUUAUGGCCCAUAAAAAUGUACAGGAUCUUACAAAAGUGCUAAUGUAAAAAAAUGCAUAGUAUGAUUUUGUGAAUCAGAAGUAUUUCUGUGCUUAUGGAAAAGGAAAAAAAGAAGCAACCCACGUUUUCGGUGGGAGGAAUUUGACAAACAAUCUGUAAAAGUAUUUAAAAUAUCUAUCUAUCUCUCUAUUAUAUAUUUACAUAUAUGUAUAUACACAUCUAUAUGUAUACAGAUAUAGAUCUGUAUAUGGAUAUAUGAGCAUAUGUGUGUUUGACUGUGUGAGUGUGUGUGUGUGUGUGUGUGUGUGUAUGCACGCGUGUGUGUGUGUGUAUGUGUGUCGGAUUGUGUGAUGUGUGUGUAACAAUCUACCAAUGAGAGUCUGUGUGGACUGGAAGGCUGCUGUUAGUUGCAUGCGAACCUGUACACAACUGCAUUGGGAUGGCCAUCUCAAUAAGCAGUCUUCAAGGACCCUGCAAUCAGCUGAUUUUCGAUUAUGAUUAGACUGUUAGACUGUCUUGCCCAGCAUACCAAAUCUUUUGACUACCAGUUGUAGAAUUGACCUGGUCUGAACCAGCCGUGCCAUCAUCACCUCCAUUGAUGAGGGGAUGGCAGUUCACCAAGAUGGCAGACUAGACGUCUUCAUAUAUCUACGUAACUGGUGAGGCAGACAGUCUAGCAGCAUGUGUCUGGGUGGUAUUCCGAGAACACCAUUAAGCGAUAAACUUGGCUAAGUUAGCAUGCAGGUAGUGGUAAUCCUGCUAAUAGAUAGACCGCAGGUGUCAUUUACCGUAGUUAACAAAAUUAGGACUCCAGGUUCUUCUAUUAGAUGAUUUACCACUACCGCAAGGUUAACAUAACCUGGGGUGUAUUUCUCAAAACCAUAGUUGUUUACUACUAUGUUAGCUACUUUUUUAGUUUCGAUGCAGUUUCCCACUGGCUAACCACCCAAGUUGCUAAUUACCAAGCAACCACGCUUUUGAGAAACGCACCCCUGGUUUACUACUGAGCCAGGCUCUUGGAAUUUACUCACCUGGUUGAAGAGGAAAGCCUGACUCCAGGGGCUCCUUGGGAAGCUGUGUUGGGUGCCACUGGCAUGGAUAGCUGGUGCUGAGGAGGGAUCUCCUCUUUGGCACUGCAACAACCUGGUGCCUUACACGCUCAGAAUGCUUACACGCUGGCUGGUGCUUUGGAUUGCAGUUUGGGUUCAUGUCUUUUGAUUUUUUUCUCUUUCUUUCUUAAAAAAAAUCUUCUCAAGAUGUGUUCUAAUGAUUAUUUUUUUUAUUUUAUUUUAUUUGAAGUCCUGUCCCUCCUCCCCCCUCCUCAACCUUUUUUUUACCUUACCUCACCUUAGCGUAUCUUACCUUAGCUUACCUUUCGUUUUGACCAUACAACUAGUGAUGCCCCACUGGUUUUCCCUAUGGAGGAUACGGGCAAAUGGGUCAAAGUCGGAGCGAUUUUCCCCCCCACCCACUGUUGACCCGCUUUUUCUUCCAAACCUGCCCAUUAUCCAGGCAUCGGCCUACAUGUAAACAUGGAAGUGGGUGUUCACCUGGACAGUAGUGUGCGAGAGAUGGUUCUUCGCAUUGGAAAAAAAAAGAGCUUAGGCCAGUGACUUGCUGAGUAACCGUGAUGGGUGUUGCAGGCAGUGCAGUGCCCCCUCCAUCCGAGUAGGGAUUUGAACCACCUGCACUCCCCCCACCCCCCUCCUCUGUGUAUGGUUUCUGUGAUGCUAUGGCUUGGACAGUAAUGUGUCUUUUGUCAGAGUUGUUAAGACCUCUGUAAGAGGAAAUAGUCCGCAUGUCUCUAAUUUUUGUUUUCUUUUCUAACGUUGAAACAUUAUUCCACAUUAUUUGUCAUUUUCAACAUUUUGGCUCACAAGUUUUUAUUUUGUUUUUGUUUUUUUCUUCUUCGUCUUUCUUUCCAGUGCUAUAUUUCAUUACUGUGUGCAAUAUCGUAUGUGCCAAUUGUGGCAAUAUAUGUAUAUCAAUUAAAUAUAAGAUUAAUAUUUGAAA
Messenger RNA from Engraulis encrasicolus (European anchovy), 4387 nucleotides. RefSeq names its product purine-rich element binding protein Aa (gene puraa). The record is from RefSeq and is a predicted model, not a curated record. Gene Ontology annotation, biological process: regulation of transcription by RNA polymerase II. Bases 330 to 1190 code for a protein of 286 amino acids. The transcript is spliced from 3 exons. Gene Ontology annotation, cellular component: nucleus. Gene Ontology annotation, molecular function: purine-rich negative regulatory element binding; RNA polymerase II transcription regulatory region sequence-specific DNA binding; DNA-binding transcription factor activity, RNA polymerase II-specific. Lineage: Eukaryota; Metazoa; Chordata; Actinopteri; Clupeiformes; Engraulidae.